AUGUUAUAAAGGCUGAUUGAAAAUAUUCUAUAAGUAAUUUUUAGGAUCUAAACUGUCUAUAAUGGUAUUUAAGUGCAGGGUUAAGACUGUUCUGAAAUUAUCUAUUCCAUUUACGCAAAUAUAUUUUUCACUAUAUGUAUCAAUAAUAGUUAUGAUCAGAAAAAAAUAAAAGAAAUUAUUAUAAUUAUUUAGGAUAGAGAUCGAUUAUUUAUUAAUUAAUUUGUUUCUUUCUUUGUUUGUCAAGUGAUAUAGUGCAAAGAAACUAACAUAUAAUUAAUUAAAAAGAGAUUCUAUUUAGAAUCUCCCUGA
Messenger RNA from Tetrahymena thermophila SB210, 309 nucleotides. RefSeq lists its product as hypothetical. NCBI's taxonomy places the organism in Eukaryota, Ciliophora, Oligohymenophorea, Hymenostomatida, Tetrahymenidae. The transcript has a single exon. The record is from RefSeq and is a predicted model, not a curated record.